This is a messenger RNA of Capsicum annuum, 3022 nucleotides long. RefSeq names its product pentatricopeptide repeat-containing protein At4g21705, mitochondrial. The coding region runs from base 194 to 1678 and encodes 494 amino acids. Gene Ontology annotation, molecular function: protein binding. The transcript is spliced from 2 exons. Lineage: Eukaryota; Viridiplantae; Streptophyta; Magnoliopsida; Solanales; Solanaceae. The record is from RefSeq and is a predicted model, not a curated record. Gene Ontology annotation, cellular component: mitochondrion.
CUAUCCAAACGAGCUCAAAAUCUAUCGUUGAGACGUGGAUGCAAUAUGUUGAAUUCGAGAACCCUUUACUUGCACAUUUACAGAAAUUGUAGGGUGAUUAUGCAAUUUAUGGAACUUUCUUUCGUCAUUCUAAAACUGAAACCCCGCUAAAGCCCUAAACACUGACCAAGUUCGCCAAAAUUGUCAUCGGAAAAUGCAAGUGAAUCGCCGGAUAUUGCGAGCCCUAACCGGAAUAACAUAUCGAUUUUACCAUUCCGACAAGCGGAAGAAGGUGAGCCUCUACUCAAAAAUUAGUCCACUGGGAAACCCUAGCUGUAGCGUAACCAAUGAGCUUGAUGAAUGGGUUUGUAAGGGCAAUAAAGUCAGAUUCGCUGAGCUUAAACGCAUCAUUCUUGAUCUUCGCAAACGUAAACGCUUCAAUCAGGCCUUGGAGGCUUCCGAGUGGUUGAAGAGUUCUGGUAUUUUCACUUUUUCAUCAAUCGAGCAUGCAUUACAACUGGAUCUGAUUGGUAAGGUUCAUGGGUUUCUUGCUGCAGAAAUCUACUUCAAUAACUUGAGCAAAGAAGAUAAGAAUGAUAAAACAUAUGGUGCUCUUCUACAUUGUUAUGUUCGGCAGUGCCAAAUGGAUAAGGCAUUGAUACAUUUGCGGAAGAUGGAGGAGGAGGGUGUACCUCUAUCUUCCGUGGCCUUCAAUGAUAUAAUGUCGCUGUACACAAAAACUGGUGAAUAUGAAAGGAUCCCUGAAAUGCUACUCCAUAUGAAGGAAAUUGGGAUUCGUCCUGACAAUUUAAGUUACAGAAUCUGUAUCAAUUCGUAUGGAGCAAGAUCAGAUAUUGAGGGGAUGGAGCGGGUCUUAAAUGAAAUGGAGAACCAAUCCUUCAUUGUCAUGGACUGGAACACCUAUGCUGCUGUGGCAAAUAUAUAUGUUAAAGCAGGCCUAAAUGAUAAAGCAAACAGUUUCCUCAAAAAAGCGGAGGAGAAGAUAGAUAAUAAAGAAGGGCUUGGGUAUAAUUACCUCAUCUCUGUACAUUCUAGACUAGGAAACAAAGAUGAAGUCAUAAGAUUAUGGUUUCUUGAGAAGAGCGCUCUAAAGAGGUGCAUAAAUCGGGAUUACAUAAAUAUGUUAGAAGCUCUAGUGAGACUUGAUGCACUUGAAGAAGCAGAGCAGUUGCUCAAGGAGUGGGAGACAUCCGAUAACUGUUAUGAUAUCCGAGUGCCAUACAUAGUCAUUAUAGGGUAUAUUGAUAAAAAGCUAUAUGAAAAGGCAGAGACAAUGCUUGAAGAUUUAUCUACGAAAGGGAAGAUUCUAACACCAAAUAUUUGGGGAAGACUGGCAUCAGGCUACCUAGAUAAAGAUAAGUUUGAGAGGGCUGUGAAAUGCAUGAAAGUUGCUCUUUCCUUGAAGAAGGAUAGUAAAGGAUGGAAGCCUGAUCCUAAGGUCAUCAUGAGAAUAUUCAGUUUGUUUGGUGAGAAUGGCAGUGUGAAUGACGCUGGAUCAUUUUUGCAGUCACUGAGGCCCGUUGUCUCCAUAAACAGAGAGAUGUAUCAUGUCUUACUAAAAACAUAUGUAGCAAGUGGUGAAGAAGUUGAAAAACUUUUAAGCACUAUGCGAGAUGAUAACAUUGAUGAAAAUGAAGAAACAAAAGUGAUACUUAGAAUGCAACCAAUGAGAUUCUAACAUUUGAAUAUUCUGUAUGAAUUUCCUCAAAUGCUAAUGCUAUGUAACUCUGUGUCUAGUGUUGGACAUGUGUUUGUGUGUGAAAAACACGUGUGUCCAGGUUUGCCACGAUCAUAACGGUUUAUGCCGGUCCUUUGUUGUUCCUCCUUCUGUUGCUUCCCAUAGAAUUCUGAGGGGACUGGGACGUCUUGCUCUUUUUUCCUCGCCUCAUUAUGUUGUCCAUUCCCUUUAAAAUCACUGCCAAGUCUUCCUGAUUUUCUUCAUCAUCAUGUAAUUCAUUUUCUAUAUCAUCAAGAAAGGUUUUGAAUGUAACACUUAAAUCUCCUUUCUUCCCGUCCUGGCGUUUGAAAAUGAGUCUUCUCCAAAGCAAUAAGAAUGUUCCGAAGUUCAUCAUAUGACAUUUGAUCCAGUUAUUCAUCUUCAAUUGCAAUGACAUAAGGUCUCCACACACUAUGCUAACUCCUCAGAAUUUUCCAGACUAGGUGACCGACCAUCCUAAAGCCCUGUGAUCUCCAAGAAUUUUAUUAAAUCUCCGGAACAUGUCUUUAAUAGUUUCAUCUUCCUUCAUCUCAAAUAACACAAACUCGUGAACCGGAAGAUCCAUCUUGUCAUCCUUUAGUUUCUUUGUACCUUCAUGGAUUAUCUCCAACUUGUCCCAGCUUUCCUUUGCAGUUUCACAACUUGAGAUGUGUUCGAACUCAUCCAUGCUCAAAGCACAAAUAAGUAUGUGCUUAGCUCUAGCGUUGGUUUGGAGGCCAUACAUUUGUUCUCUGGUGUAUUCAGCAGAUGCCUCAUCUACGUGUUUGUUUCCCUCCUCAUCGCCAGGAACUGGUUAUGGUCCGUCCUGUAUGAUGAGCCCUGAUUGAUAAUCAACUGAUUGCACAUACAUUCUCAUUCUGGUCUUCCAGUGGCAAUAAUGUUUUCCGUCAAAGUAUGGUGGCCUCGAGUCUUCUGCCUGAAGGAAUGCACCUGGCAUUUGAUGACCGGUCAUUGGUCUUCGAGUCUUUGUUGGUUUUCACUAUAGCACCAGUUUUUUUUCACUACUCAAGGUACAACAACAAUAACAACAAACCCAGUAUAUUCCCACCUAGUGGAGUCUAGGGAGGAUAAAAUGUAUGCAGUCCAUACCACUACCCCGAAGAGGUAGAGAGGCUGUUUACUUUUACUAUUCAAGGUAAAGGUGUGUAUAUUAUUUUUCAGAUUUUCCAAUCUUGGACUGCCUGCAAUUCUUCCUUAAAUGUCCUCGUAUGAGUAUUCCUUGACUUUGGACCUUGCGGAGACUAUUACUUGGUUUCAAUUUUACACUAAUUCAAUAAAUACAUGCUUCACGUGCACUUUUAUCAC